AUGGCGGCAGAGACACUUCGCGAAGUCCAGCCGGAUCCGAUAGUUCUUGAAGACCACACGACACAAGUCAACCCACUGUGGACGCGUUCAGUGGAGGUCAUUGGGUACGACAUAGUAGGCUCCGAGCGAGGCAAUCCCCAGCCUGGGUCGUACGUGGUAUGGAAGGUGACAAUACGCACGACGCAGGGGGCGGUUCUGCGGUUUCAACGGCGGUACUCUGAAUUCGACGCAUUACGCAACACACUUAUCAAAGAAUUCAGCGGCAGAGGCCUGUCAAUACCCGAGCUGCCGGCCAAGGCACUGGUGGCUAGGUUUGACGGGCGGUUCCUCGAGGAGCGGAGGAAAGGCCUGGAGUACUUUCUGCAGCAGCUGCUCCUUAAUCCAGAAUACGCAGACUCGUACGCACUGCGUGCAUUUGCAAAGACCCACUAA
Molecule: messenger RNA, 432 nt
Organism: Wickerhamiella sorbophila
Lineage: Eukaryota; Fungi; Ascomycota; Dipodascomycetes; Dipodascales; Trichomonascaceae
Product: PX domain-containing protein YPT35
Exons: 1
Coding region: 1-432 (143 amino acids)
Cellular component (GO): endosome
Molecular function (GO): phosphatidylinositol-3-phosphate binding
Source: RefSeq, a predicted model, not a curated record